GACCCUAGGCUUACGCACCCUUUUCCUUUAUCCUUCUCUCGGGUUGCGCAGUCCAAGAGGCCCAUCUGUCUCUUACUAUUUGAGUCCCUGCUGUCUCAUUGGAAGCUUUCUGAGCAGCUGCAAAAUAUGUUUUUAACUUUAAGUGGAAGUUGGGAUCAUCAGCGUCUGGCCUGGAACAGCCACUCUCAGCAAGGGCUCUUUCGGCUCUGACAGUCCCUAGCUUUACAGAUCGGAUCAUCUAUUCCAGUCGCCUCGCAACAGCAGCUCGGCGACAGGGGCUGGAACCGGAACGAGAACUGCUCGCGCGCGCUCAGAGGGCGCCGGCGGCAGCACCGCCCUCCGGGAGGACUAUGCUGCGAGGCAAGUCCCGGCUCAACGUGGAGUGGCUGGGCUACUCGCCCGGCCUGCUCCUGGAGCGCAGGCCUCUCCUGGCGGGGCGCACGCCCCGCAGCUCCGGCCGAAAUGAAGGUUCGUUAGCCUCCACUCUGAAGACGCUCCUGUUCUUCACAGCUUUAAUGAUCACUGUGCCUAUUGGCUUGUAUUUCACAACUAAGUCUUAUGUUUUCGAAGGCGCCCUGGGGAUGUCCAAUAGGGACAGCUAUUUUUAUGCUGCUAUUGUUGCAGUGGUCGCCGUCCACGUGGUGCUGGCCCUCUUUGUUUACGUGGCCUGGAAUGAAGGCUCACGGCAGUGGCGUGAAGGCAAACAGGAUUAGAGUGAACACCGCCUUUUGAUAACACUAAAUUGCUUUUUUUAAAUGGUGAAUGCAUCGGGGAUAUUGGUGAUUUCAAUAAAGUUGAAAGAACAUGUUAAAAUCAA
This is a messenger RNA of Phacochoerus africanus (Common warthog), 817 nucleotides long. RefSeq names its product vacuolar ATPase assembly factor VMA21 (gene VMA21). Lineage: Eukaryota; Metazoa; Chordata; Mammalia; Artiodactyla; Suidae. The transcript is spliced from 4 exons. Gene Ontology annotation, cellular component: endoplasmic reticulum membrane. The record is from RefSeq and is a predicted model, not a curated record. Gene Ontology annotation, biological process: vacuolar proton-transporting V-type ATPase complex assembly. The coding region runs from base 351 to 713 and encodes 120 amino acids.